UUCGACCUUCAACGUGGCUGGUCUAGUCUCAGGUUCCUGGAAGGAGGGAGAAAGGGAGGGCGGUGAAACCUGAGAAAGGAACAGAGGGAGGCUAGCCGGGCCUUCCUUCUGAGGCUUCUUAUCUUCCCCACAUUGGAACAAGAAGAGAAAUCUUCAAGAUUGACCCCAAGGUGGCCUUUCCUCGAAGAGCACAGCCCAAGAUGGUCACUCGAACGAAGAAGAUCUUCGUGGGGGGGCUGUCGGUGAACACCACAGUAGAGGAUGUGAAGCAGUAUUUUGAGCAGUUCGGAAAGGUGGAUGAUGCCAUGCUGAUGUUCGACAAAACCACCAACAGGCACAGAGGGUUCGGGUUUGUCACGUUCGAGAGUGAGGACAUUGUAGAGAAAGUAUGUGAGAUCCACUUCCAUGAAAUCAACAACAAAAUGGUGGAAUGCAAGAAAGCUCAGCCAAAGGAGGUGAUGUCCCCGACGGGCUCAGCCCGGGGCAGGUCUCGAGUCAUGCCCUACGGAAUGGACGCCUUCAUGCUGGGCAUCGGCAUGCUGGGUUACCCAGGUUUCCAAGCCACCACCUACGCCAGCCGGAGUUACACAGGCCUUGCCCCUGGUUAUACCUACCAGUUUCCCGAGUUCCGUGUAGAGCGGACCCCUCUCCCGAGCGCCCCAGUCCUCCCCGAGCUUACAGCUAUUCCUCUCACUGCUUACGGUCCGAUGGCAGCAGCAGCAGCGGCAGCAGCUGUAGUUCGAGGGACAGGCUCUCACCCCUGGACGAUGGCUCCCCCUCCAGGUUCUACUCCCAGCCGCACAGGGGGCUUCCUGGGGACCACAAGCCCCGGCCCCAUGGCUGAGCUCUAUGGGGCGGCCAAUCAAGACUCCGGGGUCAGCAGUUACAUCAGCGCCGCCAGCCCCGCCCCCAGCACUGGUUUCGGCCACAGUCUUGGGGGUCCCUUGAUCGCCACAGCUUUCACUAAUGGGUACCACUGAAGCAGGGGAGAGGUGGCAGGAGCGCCCCAGCCUGCAGCUGACUGAGGACCAGAGUGAGCCAGCAAGGGGAUGGGGACACCUCAGCCGCAGCAGCCCAGCCCCUCCGCUGCACCUCGGACCGGACCGCUACUGCCUGUCCCCCAGCCCCUGGGCUCAGCCCCCGCCCUGCUGUUCCCACAUGUCUGGUUCCUACCUACUAAUCUCCCCUUUUCUGACGUUGCCCCCUCUCCCCACCCCCUACCUGCCUCUCCGUUUUGCUUUUAUUUAUUUUGGAUUAGCCGGUUGUUCUCCCCCUACCAGAUUUACCCCCUCGGGUCUGCCCCCUCCUUCCCUGCUGCCCCCUUUAGAACACCCCAAGAAGGCUUUUGUAUUUGUGCAUAGCUAGAGUGGGGCAGGGAGCCUGCUACAGGCCGAAGCCCCAACUGUUGUUUUUUUAUUCUGGCUUUUCCCUCUUUUGCUCUUUACUUUUUUUUUUUUUUUUCUUUUUUAAAGGAACUGUUUUUAAACUAUUUCUAGGUUUGUGAAUGUGAAGCCCCGGGCCAUAGGGGGCAAGGGGCCAGGUGCCCCCCCCACCAGCUGAGAACAAAGUGUCUAUGGGUGUGGGCUCCUGGCCACCUCCCUCCAGCCCUGGAGAGGAGGGCAGCGGGCAGGGCAGCGGGUAGACCAGGCCGAGCCCCUGGAACCAGCCCGUCCUGUAUCAUAUGUAAAUACUGUGAGGUGAAGCCCUAUCCACACCCCUCUCUAAGAUCCCUUGGGGUAUGGGCAUUGCCCGACCCCACAGGGCAAAGGUUUCCCCUUGUCCCCUGUCUCUGUCCCCUCUUCCUCUUCAGACUUACUGUAAGCUUGCAGACCUCAGCUCUGGCCACCAGAAGGCCCACACUGUCAGGCCUCCAGGGUUCAAGGCCUACUCUCCCCCAAAACCCCGUGUUGGGACCAGGGAAGAGGAGGGCCUGCCUAGAGCCACCGCUGGGAAGGAAUUAGCUCUCUGAACGCCACAGCUUAGGCAGGACCUUCACCGUGGGUGGGCAUCAGGGGCACUUCAGUUAGGAGACAAUGCCAGGGAAAGCAAAGGGCUUCUCAGGGAACCCCCACAUUCUCACUGAAGUUCCCCACCAGGAUAGUCCCGCGACCAGAGCCCUUGGUAGCCAGCCCCUUACCCUGGAGCCCCUUUCAGAGGGUGUGAACAUGAAGCGAGACCUGGCAGGGCUGAGGCCUACCUGCUGUCAUCCCCUCUCUGUGUCCUUCCUCACCCAUGUCUGAGGAUGGGGGCUUAAGCUUCCUUCCCCAGCAGAGCCCCCACCCCUCAAAACCCCCCUUGGAGAGUUAACUGUCUAUGUGAGGCGCUCACUCAACCUAUUAGCCCUGAAAACUCAAAGCAAUAAUCUUUGUCACCAAGAUGCGCGGCUGUUUUUUUUUUUGUUUGUUUUUUGUUUUUUGUUUUAAUAUUUCCUAAUAAAAGAGAAGCUGCAUUUUAUUGGUUUUUAUUUUUAAUUUUCUACGCAUCUGAGCUGAGCCCCAGGAGACUUAGCUUCCUUCCCCCCCCCCAUCCCUGGACCCGCUCACCCCACUGGGCCUAACCAUGGGUUCAGGGACCUGGAAUUCCAUUUUCUGUUUUGUUUGAGGAAAAAAAAAUUUUUUUUUUUUUUAAAGAUGUUACAUGGUGUUUUUGAAGCCAGCAAGUUCCACCCUCGGUGUCUCUCCACAUCUGUAACUUCUUUUUCCAGGUCUUCUUUUGUUUUACAUUCCUAAUAAAUUAUUUGAAAACGG
Messenger RNA from Cricetulus griseus (Chinese hamster), 2747 nucleotides. The record is from RefSeq and is a predicted model, not a curated record. NCBI's taxonomy places the organism in Eukaryota, Metazoa, Chordata, Mammalia, Rodentia, Cricetidae.